AUGUCUAGCAUCCUUGCUUAUGUGGGUAAUAGCCAGAGGCAAAACACAGCCUUGCCAUCUUGGGCCCAUUCCAUGCUGAAGUCCCUGGGGAGGACUCUUGGUCCUUUGAUGGCCAACAUGGUAGAGAGAAACAUGAAAUUGUUCUCUGGGAGGGCAGUGCCAGCCUAUGGGGAAGAAACCUUUGAAAACUGGCUGAUAGAAGUCAAUGGGGUCCUGCCAGAUUGGAAUAUGUGUGAGGAGGAAAAGCUCAAACGGUUAAUGAAAACCCUUAGGGGCCCUGCCCGGGAGGUCAUGCGAUUACUACAGGCUGCCAACCCCAACCUAAGUGUGGCAGAUUUUUUGUGGGCGAUGAAGCUGGUGUUUGGGGAGUCUGAGAGCAGUGUGACUGCCCAUGGUAAAUUUUUUAACACCUUACAGGCACAAGGGGAGAAAGCUUCCCUUUAUGUGAUCCAUUUAGAGGUGCAGCUGCAGAAUGCUAUUCAGGCAGGCUUCCUAGCUGAGAAGGAUGCAAACCAGACUCGCCUGCACCAGCUCCUGGUAGGGGCUGAGCUGGAUAGAGACCUGUACUACAAGCUGAAGUGUCUUCUCAAGAUAUAUCCGAAUGAGCAAGAGCAGCUUCCCAAUUGCAUGGAAUUAAUCAGAAUGAUAAGGGAGGAAGAGGAUUGGGAUGGCACUUUUAUUAAGCGGAAGCGCCCCAAAAGAUCUGAGUCAAUGACAGAGAGAGCAGACAGCCCUGUGGCAUUUCAGGACUCCCCACCAAUGGCUACUGGCAGUGUUGACUGCAAUGUGAUAGAGAUAGAUGAUACUCCUGAUGACUCAGAUGAGGAUGUGAUCCUUGUAGAACCUGAGGACCCUCCACUGUCAUCCUCUGAUGCCACACCACUGAGAGAUAGGGCCACAUCUUGGGAUCAAGUGCUGGUCAUUGAUUCUCCCGACAGUGCUGAGGGUCAGUCUCCUUCUGCCAGUGGUAGUUCUGGGCAUAAGCAUAGUGGUCCUGGGGAUAUGUGUAGAGCCAGGAAACGAAAACAUACAAUGUACUGUUCUUAUUGUGGGGACGAGGGCCACUCAAAAGAAAUGUGUGACAGUGAGAACAACAAGACCCAUGUUUUUGAGAAUCUGAUCAUCACCUUGAAGGAGCUGACACAUACAGAGGAGGAGGGGCCAAGCGAGGGGCCUGGUACAUUGAGUGACCUCUCUGAGUAA
Octodon degus (degu) is the source of this 1203-nucleotide messenger RNA. RefSeq names its product zinc finger CCHC domain-containing protein 12-like. The record is from RefSeq and is a predicted model, not a curated record. Lineage: Eukaryota; Metazoa; Chordata; Mammalia; Rodentia; Octodontidae. The transcript has a single exon. Gene Ontology annotation, cellular component: nucleus. The coding region runs from base 1 to 1203 and encodes 400 amino acids.